This is a messenger RNA of Andrographis paniculata, 2696 nucleotides long. RefSeq names its product probable disease resistance protein At4g33300. Gene Ontology annotation, molecular function: ATP hydrolysis activity; ADP binding. The transcript has 6 exons. Lineage: Eukaryota; Viridiplantae; Streptophyta; Magnoliopsida; Lamiales; Acanthaceae. Gene Ontology annotation, biological process: defense response to fungus. The record is from RefSeq and is a predicted model, not a curated record. Bases 76 to 2559 code for a protein of 827 amino acids.
AGCCACUGCAAUCCCCCACUUUGUUCCUACCUUGCUUGGAUCGCCAGGCACAGGCACCACCCUCUCCUCUCUUCCAUGGCGGUUACGGACUUAUUUGCCGGCGAGAUCGCCGCCGAGCUCCUCAAACAUCUCAUCACCAUCGCUCGGAAAUCCACGUCCUGCCGCUCCAGCGCCGAGCAGCUCAUCCACUACAUCCGCGACCUCCUCCCGAUCAUCCAGGAGAUCAAGCUCUCCGGAACUGAACUCCCACAGCAUCGCCAGCGGCAGCUGGAUAAUUUCUCCGAGAUACUCUCCGGCGGCCUUGAGUUGGCCAACAAAGUCCUCAAUUCCCCCCGUUGGAACGUUUACCGCAACAUCUGCUUAGCCAGGAGGAUGGAGAAAUUGGAGAGAAACGUCUCCAGAUUCAUGAAAGGCCCCAUCCAGGCGCACGUACUGGCCGACGUGCAUCACGUGAGGGUGGGAAUGGACGAGAGACUCGAUCGGCUGGAGUGGAAAUUAGGAUCCAUGAAAAUCGGCGUGGAGGAGGGCGGAGGCUGGUUGGGUGCUGCGGUGAAGAGAGUGGAGGAUGAGGAGCGUUGGUGUGAGGAUAAUUUGGUGAAUUUAGGGUUCACAGGACUGGAAUUGGGGAAGAUGAAGGUUAAGGAGAUGCUAAUGGCUGACAAAAAAGGUCUAAAUCUAAACACCUUCAGUGUGGUAGGGAUUCAUGGAAUUGGUGGCAUAGGGAAAACCACACUGGCUAGAGAAAUCUGCAAAGAUCACGAGAUCAGAAGUCAUUUCAACGAUAAGGUUCAUUUCCUUACAAUAUCUCAAUCUCCAAAUGUCGAGCAAUUGAGGUCUAAAAUACGGGGAAUGGUGUCGGGGAACACCACUGUCGGAGAUAGGUUCCCCCAAAUCAAAUUAGGAUUCGAAGAUGUCGAAAGCUCCUCGCCGCAAUCUCUGUUGGUUCUCGAUGAUGUUUGGACAUUAUCAGUGCUCGAGCAGCUACUGAUCAAGAUUCCGGGACUGAAAAUCCUCGUCGUUUCGAGGAUAAAGUUCCCUCCUUCAGUCGUCGAAAACUCCUAUGAAUUGGAUUUGUUGACUGAGAAUGAGGCCUUGUCCUUGUUCUGUCACUUUGCUUUCGGGCAAACAUCGAUACCUAUAGGCGCAGACGAGGCCUUGAUUAAGGAGGUUGUGGAUGAGUGCAAAAGGCUUCCAUUGGCUCUAAAAGUGAUUGGCGCUUCGCUCAAGGGCCAGUCAGAGAUGUUCUGGACAAGUGCCAAGAAUCGACUCUCGCGCAGCCAGCCGCUGUGCGAGUCUCACGAAGUGCAGCUACUCGAGAGAAUGAAAUUGAGCAUUGAUAAUCUAUCCGACAAGGAAAAGGAGUGUUUCUUGGAUUUGGGUGCCUUUCCGGAGGACAAAAGAAUACCUCUGGACAUACUUAUCAACAUGUGGGUCGAACUUCGCGACAUCGAUGAACAAGAAGCUUUCGCUGUCUUGGUUCAGCUUUCGGAUAAAAAUCUCCUCACCCUUGUGAAAGAUGCAAGGGCUGGAGAUAAGUUCAGCAGUUACUACGAAAUUUCCGUGUAUCAGCAUGACGUAUUGAGGGAUCUCGCGAUACACUUAAGCAAUGCUGGCGGCGUAAAUCAGCGAAAAAGACUUCUAAUGCCGAGAAGAGAAGCGGCGCUCCCGAAAGACUGGGAAAGGCACGCCGACGAGCCCUUCAACGCUCAAGUAAUCUCAAUACACACAGGCGAAAUGAGUGAGAUGGAGUGGCUACAAAUGAACUGCCCGAAAACGGAAGUAUUAGUCCUGAAUUUCUCGUCGAACACCUAUUUCCUGCCUCCCUUCAUCAAAACGAUGCCGAAGCUUAGAGCCCUGAUACUGAUCAACUACAGCAACACCAACGCCUUCCUCAAGAACGCGUCGGUUUUCAGCAGCUUAACGAAUCUCCGAAGCCUCUGGUUCGAAAAGAUCGCGCUCCCUUUACUACCCCACACGACGACGCCCCUCGAGAACUUGCAGAAAGUCUCGUUGGUUCUCUGCGACAUAAGCAAGAGCAUCCACCACUCGCACGCCGACCUACCCCACCUCUUCCCGCGGCUCGCCGAGCUCACAUUGGACCACUGCAUCAACUUGUCGGAGCUCCCGUCGAGCAUCUGCCUAAUUCAGACGCUCACGAGCCUGAGCGUUACGAACUGCGACAGUCUUGAGGAGCUGCCGGAAAAUUUAGGGAGACUCGGGUCACUGCAGAUUCUGAGGCUAUCGGCGUGCCCAAAUCUGAAGAAGCUCCCGCCGGGAGUCGGGAAUUUGGGGCGUCUCAAGUAUAUCGACGUCUCGCAAUGUGUGAACUUGGGGAGCCUCCCUGAGGGGAUCGGCGGGUGCGCGAGGCUUGAGAAGAUUGAUAUGAGGGAAUGCCCGCAGAUGAAGAGGGUGCCGGGUUCGGCGUUGGGGCUGGCGUCGUUGCGGCGGGUUAUUUGCGACGAGGAAGUGUCGUGGCUGUGGAAGGAUGUGGAGAAGAGUAGGCCUGGUUUGUGCCAAGUUGCUCGGGAAUGUUUCACCCUGGAUUGGCUCGAUGAGUAGCGAUGGCAGAUUUCUACGUUAUUAUAGAAAAUAAAAAAAAAAGUUGUUUUUUAGAGUUUGCAAAUUUUGAAUAAUUUCAUCAUGCAGUUAGGAUGUAAAAAAUGAAUGGCAAUGGGGAUGGAAAGAAUUAGAAAUUA